AUGAGUUCUCAUACGUCGACCAAGGACCUCACCAAGGCAAUUACGGCCUUUAUAACCACGCCAUCGCUCCCUCUCCCCGAUGAUCUGAGCAAUACGAUCGAAGGAUACCUCGAAAAGCAUGAGAACUAUGACCAGGCUUCAGCGGAGAAGCUCCAAGAGGAGCUAUUGUCCAUCUUCAAUAAACAUGUGCUGGACAAUCCUCCGCGAUUCGCACCAUUCCUUGCCAUCCUGCGCCAAGUACGCCCGGCUAUCCGCGCCUCGACACAUAUACUCCAGUGGUUUGACAUAUUGAUCGAACCCGUACUCGGCUAUCUCGGGCAGGAAAAGAGACUUGCCAUGGAAGCGCUGUCCAACAUUGAAAGUCUUUUGAUUGCCGACGGCGAUGAUCAAGAAGCCGAGGAACACACAACAACACCAAACCCUGUCGUGGAGCGUCUCUUUGAGAAAUGGGUGGCUCUCGCUAGGCUUGCGCAGGAUGACAGUCCUGACGCUGCUUUCCAUGAACGUUUUGGGCGCGAGGCAGCUCUUCGAUGUGGCAAGAAGAGGCCUCGGAGUUUCUUCCUAGCGCUAGACCGGGCGUUUAGGAAGAAGGAACUCCGUAGCCGAACGCUUGUGUUGCUGUGCGAGUUUGUCCAGACUCAGCCAGCCCACCUCUACGUCGCCCAGAAGACACCACUCUUCGAAGACCUUCUACGUUGUCUUCAGACCGAUACCUCCACUACUGUCGUGUCGCUCGCCCUCUCGGCACUGAUCAUGCUGUUACCCAACAUGCCGAGCUCAUUGGUUCCUUACCUGCCCGCCUUGUUCAACAUCUAUGCCAGGCUACUCUUCUGGGAUAGAGAGCGGGCUGUCGCACUGGAUGAGACGCAGACAGCCUCGAAGCAGGAGAACACGGACAGCGCCACUGACUGGGAGAUCUGCACAUACUCGCCAGAUACGGACGGUAAUCACAUCCAGUAUCUCCUUGGCUACUUUACGAUUCUGUACGGCCUCUACCCACUAAACUUUAUCGAAUACAUCCGGAAACCGCAGCGAUAUCUUAGGCAUGCCAAUGCAUCAGGCGUUGAUGACAUUGAGGUGCAGCCGUCCGAGAUCCGCCACAGAUCUGAGCGAUAUAGGCAAUGGCACUUACUUCAUCCCAACUUCUAUAGCAUGACGAUCGACUCGGAAAAGACCGACUUCAGCCGGUGGAUCAAGAGCGAGCCAGCGGAUGUAGUUGCCGAGUGUAUGGCUCUCUGCCUCCCUCUAGAGUCGGGGGCGAUGAGCCAUCUAGGCUCGAUCCCCUUGCGACGUUCCCCAAGCCCGCUGACCAGCGAGGAUGCCGAGAAAGAAGGCUCAGACCAUGCCUUGCUGAGCGGGUCCCUCAUGAUGCAAUCCAGUCAUGGUUUCGAUGCGCAGCAGGCCGGAUCCGGCGCUGGGGGAUCGGGACCGAGCAGCAGAGCCCAGUCCACAAUCGCACGCCAGAGUUCCGUGUCAAGUCAUCCUUCUGUGCACGAGCCCACAGAAAGCCGCAUGAAGGAGUCGGCAGCAGACAGUCCAACACUCCCGCCUCACUUGGUGUUAUCACCCUCGCAGACAGAUUUGCAGGACAUGAUCAAUUCUAACAAGGCCAUCAAGUCUGCGGGACUGCAACAACAUCUGCCAAACGAUAGUGUCCCAUCCCUGUCUUUGAGCCACCAUGAGAACAUCCCGGAAACACCGUCCGUUCGUCUGUCUGGGCCUGGACAGCCCCUGACCUCCCGUCAUGUUUCCACGGACGGCACUGACCAAGUGGCUGAACUACGUCGGGAGAUCUUGUUGCUCAAGAACGACCUCAACUUUGAGCGGUAUCUGAAGCAGCAACAUAUUGCUCAUAUCGGGACGCUACGAAGAAAGCAGGUCAAAGAAGCAGCGACCGAAGCGGAGACCCAGAAUCUCAUCAUGGCGAAUCGCAAUCUCAAACAUCGCCUAGAGGAGUCAAAAAGAGCCGAGCUGCAGACCAAGAAGGAAUCAGAGAAAAGCCGGACACUGGCCAAGAAAUGGGAAUCUGAUCUCUCGAACAAGCUGAGGCACCUUCGCGACGAACAGAAGAAGUGGAAUACGGAGGGAGCAUCGCUGAGGCGGGAUCUCGAGGCGGCCAGAGAGGAAUGCGAGAAGCUCCGUAAACUAGUCAGCAAUGCAGAAGUCAAGCAGCUGAACUCGGCGCAGACCAUGCAAUCUAUCGAAAUCAACAGCAGCGAGAUGGAGAGACUCCGCGCCGAAGUUCAACGACUUGCCGCCUUGGAGAGGGAAAAUCAAGGCAAGGCAAACACGCGCGAAGUUGCAAUGCGGGAGGCUGCUCAAAUGGAAAGCGGAGUCGAGGCGCUGAGGAUGCAGCUUCAGGCCCGGGAGACAGAACUGACCAGGACGCGAAAUCUCUACGAAGGCCAGAUCGAGGAGCUAAACAAGAAGCUUGCAGACGCGCUCGAGAGAGGCAGCGCGCCAAGCGGUGCUGGCAAGGAGGCUGCAAAAAUGUUUGAGAGUGCCCUGGCAGCCAGCCGAGCGAAGCAGUCGGAUCUGCAAAAGCAGUACAGCCUGCUGAUGCGCAAGUACACCGUCUUGCAGUCUUCGCUGCUCGACAUGACCUGCAACGCAGCGCCCUCGAGGUCCAGAAACGAUGCGGCGGCCUCGUCGGAUGCCGACGCAGAGGUCUCCGCGAUCGUCGGUAGCCCGUUGAGGACCACGACCAGCAGGACUCAGAGGAUCAUGUCUGACCCGGAUUCCUUUGAGCCGUCGUCGGCCAGUGCACUAUCACCGCUGGAAAGUUACGAAUCUGGUGGUUCGGCAGCCACGGCGAUCCAUCGCCCCGCGAGCCCUCCGGGUGGAGCCAGCCGAUCAGCCGACCUCUCCGGCGGCGCCGUAAGCGUUAGCCCGACGAAUGAGAGGUACCAUGGUAGAGGUGAGUUGUUCAAGAGCAUGUCAUUCACCGUCGACCACAAUAGACUAAUUGUGAAUGCAUCGGCAGGCGGCGUCCAGAACACGAUCCGUAAGGAUCGGAAGGACAAGAAGAAGGACGAAGGCGACAAGAAAGAGAGGAAGGGCAGCGAGGCCAGGGAUAUCCGAGGCCUUAGGGGGUUCGUCAUGAGGCAGGUGCCCUAG
Molecule: messenger RNA, 3117 nt
Organism: Thyridium curvatum
Lineage: Eukaryota; Fungi; Ascomycota; Sordariomycetes; Thyridiales; Thyridiaceae
Exons: 3
Coding region: 1-3117 (1038 amino acids)
Biological process (GO): negative regulation of TOR signaling; regulation of cell cycle
Cellular component (GO): TSC1-TSC2 complex
Source: RefSeq, a predicted model, not a curated record